AUGCUUCCUGGUCGUCUUUGCGAAGGAGCGACGAUAAAGAGAAACGACAUCACCGGGGAGAUCUUUGUGGCCCGGGUGAUCCACGGCGGGCUGGCUGAUCGAAGCGGUCUGCUCCAUGCAGGAGACAGGAUCAUAGAGGUGAACGGGUUUCCUGUGGAAGGGAUGGAGCCGGAACAAGUCAUCCAAGUUGUGCAAGCCCGGUCUCAUGGCACCAUCAUGUUUAAGGUAGUUCCUAUCACAGAGAGACCAGUCCACAACCAGACGAUGCUGUAUGUGCGGGCCAUGGCCGACUACAGCCCCCAGCAGGACCCCACCAUCCCCUGCGCCGACGCCGGUAUGAGCUUCAGGAAGGGCGACGUGCUGGAGAUCGUGGACCAGACCGACGCCCUCUGGUGGCAGGCCAAGAAACUGCCCAGCAGCACGGCGUGUGCCGGCCUCAUCCCGUCCACCAACCUGCUCAAACGGAAGCAGAGAGAGUUCUGGUGGUCCCAGCCUUACCAGCCCCACGCCUGCGCACAGACCCUGAGCACUGUGGAUGAAGACGAGGAUGACUUCAGCAGCAACAUUGAAGGAGUGUAUUUGGCGGGUUUCCGGCGCAGCAUGCGUCUGUGCCGGCGGCGCGCUCACAGCACCGCGCAGCCGUCCUGCCACACCCGCUGCCCCUCCAGCUGCUCCAGCACCCUCAACAACCCCUACGAGGAGGUGGUGCGCUACCAGCGCCACCCGGAGGACACGCACCGCCUCAUCGCCCUCCUAGGUCCGUCUGGCGUGGGCGUCAAUGAACUUCGGAGGCGUUUGAUUGAGAUGAACUCCAACCUCUUCCAGGGAGCUGUACCUCACACCACGAGAUCACCCAGAGGAUACGAGGAGUCGGGCAGGGAAUAUCACUUCACCAGUCGAGAGAUCUUUGACAACAUGGUCUACAACAACAGGUUUUUGGAGUACGGGGAAUACAAAGGCAACAUGUACGGCACUAGCAUCGACUCUGUGCGGGCGGUUUUGAACGGCGGAAAUAUGUGCGUCAUCGACAUAGAGCCAAAUGCCAUUCAAGCAGUGAGGACCCACGAACUGAGAGCCUACAUCAUCUACGUGAAGCCCCCACCCCUGGAACGCCUCAGGCAGACCCGUCAGGAGUCAUACAUCACCACCAAUUACUACGUCAACCGACCAUUCAAAGAUGAAGACUUCCAGGAGAUGGAGGAAGCAGCCCGUAAGAUCGAGUCCCAGUACGGGCAGCUGUUUGAUCAUGUGAUCAUCAACGAUGAGCUGCAGGACUCCUGCGUGGAGCUGCUGACGGCAGUGAGGAAGGCCCAGGACGAGCCUCAGUGGAUAAAUGGUUACCUCUACUCAUUUUUUACAGAAAGUGUCGCUGGAAUCGUAGCUAAUGUUGUCGCGUUAGCUAAAAUUCAAGAGAAUGGACGCAGACGGUUCAAAGAAAAUGAGGGCCAGGGCUCUGCCGCCUCUCCCACAGGAGAAGUUCCAGCAGCCAAACGCAAGAAGAAGAGGCUGAGGAAGGAGGCGAGCGGCGUGGACGACACGGAUGACCAGGAGCUGGAGAUGGGGGGCUUUGGCAGCCGGCGGGGGUCUGAGGUGGGGGAUCAGCUGACCAUGGAGACCGCCGCCGACGUGGCGCCGCAGAGGAGGAGGAAGAAGAAGAAAAGCGCCACCAUAGACCUGGAAGACGACCAAGCCGACCUGGUGAACGGAGACACGGCAGAUCAGGCCACCGACGGAGAAGAGGUGGUCCGAAAACCCCGCAAGAAGAAAAAGUCAAAAGUGGCCGAAUCGCAGCUUCCUGAUGAGCUGGACGUAGAAGACGAUGACAUCAUCACCGACGCCUCGUCCCCGAUCCCCCAGCAUUCCCUGUUCUCGGCGCCUCAGGGCCAGAGCCACCCGGUGGGGAAGGUUUUCGUGGAGAGGAACAAGCGAUUCCAGGCCGCCGAGCGCUCCGAUUGGAGGACGGGCGGCGAGCAGCCGGACAACAUGGCGGCCGACUACCAGCACCUGCAGCAGCUGUGGACCACCAGGGACGUGUCCCUGCGGGUGCACCAGUGGUUCAGGGUUUUGGGCCUGUACUGCCACGGCUUCCUGGCGGGCUACGCGGUGUGGAACGUGGUGGUGGUGUACGUGCUGGCCGGCCAGCACCUGACCGCUCUGUCCAACCUGCUGCAGCAGUACCACAGCCUGGCCUACCCCUCCCAGGCCCUGCUCUACAUGCUGCUGGCCCUCAGCACCGUGGCCGCCUUCGACAGGGUGAACAUGGCCAAAGGUUCCGUGUCUCUAAGGGAGUUUAUCACACUGGAUCCAGUGGCUCUUUCCUCAUUUCUCUACUUCUCGGCGUUGGUCCUCUCCCUGAGCCAGCAGAUGACCAGCGACCGCAUCAACCUCUACGCAGCCUUCAACGAAACGCUGUGCCUCAUGAAUUUCUGCCGUAGGCCUCCAGGAUCUGAGCAACAAAUCCUCCACCCGUGGGUGACCAUCAACCUGGUGGUGGCUCUUCUGGUCGGCCUGGCCUGGGUUUGUAUUGCCACCAGACCUGAGACAGACUACACUGAGAGUUAUCUGAUGGCCAUGGAGAUUGAACCUCCAAAGCCGGACGACAAAUCAGAAAUGACAGCCUGAAUGAAAUGACCAAAUAACUGUACAGAAACUUUGUCGUUGUCUCUGAAUGUGUCACAUAUUUGUUUGUUUUUUGUUACAUUUCAAAUAAAUGUGUUUAACGAAUCAA
Molecule: messenger RNA, 2728 nt
Organism: Menidia menidia (Atlantic silverside)
Lineage: Eukaryota; Metazoa; Chordata; Actinopteri; Atheriniformes; Atherinopsidae
Source: the annotation of a GenBank genome assembly